This is a messenger RNA of Nelumbo nucifera (sacred lotus), 1728 nucleotides long. The record is from RefSeq and is a predicted model, not a curated record. NCBI's taxonomy places the organism in Eukaryota, Viridiplantae, Streptophyta, Magnoliopsida, Proteales, Nelumbonaceae.
AUGAUCAAGAGUCUACUCAUCGAUGCGGAGGAGAAACAGAUAAAAACGCAAGGAGUGAAGGAAUGGCUGGAUGGACUCAACGAUCUGGCUUUUGAAACCGMAGACAUAUYGGAGGAAUAUGUUGCACAUGUUCUUACAAUGGAAUCGCAAGCAAACCAGGUGUGCUGCCUCAUCCCUUGUUGUAGUCCAAAGGUUAUUGUUGCUAAACAUAGGAUAGAAAGACGAAUUGAGGAAAUCCACAAAAAACUAGAUGAGCAUACAAAUUAUCCAAUUGUGCUGAGGUUGGAUAGGAGUAUGCUAAAUGGGCGAAGAAUCGAAAUCAUAAGAGAUAGGGCUUGGGCUUCUAAUUUCCAGGAGUCUUACUUCUAUGGUCGAGAGACCGACAAGGGCAAUAUUAUCACCACCCUGUUGACGUCAGAUGGUCCUAUUGAAACAAAUUUUGGAGUGCUUCCCAUAGUUGGUAUGGGUGGCUUAGGUAAAACCACCCUUGCUCAGUCUGUCUAUAAUGAUGUUAGSGUARAARAGCAUUUCGMCGUUAGAGCGUGGGUCURCGUGUCUSAAGAAWUUGACUGUGCUAAAAUAACAAAAGACAUUAUUGAAUCGCUCACCGGGCAACCAUGUAGUUUUACAGGCCUAGACACACUCCAAAUCCAACUUAAGAACAAUCUGAUUGGCAAGAGAUUUUUUAUUGUCCUGGAUGACAUCUGGAAUGAGAAAAGGGAACUAUGGGAGCAAUUACGAACACCGUUAAUGUUUGGAGAAAAGGGAAGUAAAGUCUUAGUUACAACACGAAAUGAAAAAGUUUCACUUGUCAUGGGUACCCUUCCUGUUCACCGCCUACAAGUCUUAGAAAAUGAAUAUUGUUGGUCAAUAUUCAAGCAACGUGCAUUUGUUGAUGAUACUGUUGUUCUGGGAACAUAUCCGCAUCUGGAAGAAAUCGGUCGGAAAAUUGUAGAGAAAUGURAAGGCGUGCCUCUUGCCGUAAWGKYAMUAGGARGCMUUUUACRUUMUAAWGUYRAAAWRRSGKACUGGRAAUUUGUCUUGACUAGCRWMAYAWGGGAGCWAGAAAAUGAUGAAAACGGUAUAAUGCCUGCUCUACGCUUGAGCUAUCACCAUCUCCCAGCGCAUCUGAAAAAAUGCUUUUCUUAUUGUUCCAUAUUCCCUAAAGACCAUUUCUUUGAGAAAGAGGAGUUGAUUUUGCUAUGGAUAGGGGAGGGUUUUAUACUUCCCCGAGAAAAUAGACAAAUGGAAGACAUCAGUAGGGACUAUUUUGAUGAGCUAUGUUAUAGGUCACUUUUCAAAAUGUCUGGGCGUUUAAAUAAAAGUGGUGAACCAAUGUUUGUGAUGCACGACCUCAUCCACGAUUUAGCACAAUCUAUUUUAAAGGAUGUCUAUUUGAGAAUGGAACAACACCAUAAUGAUAGAUUGUGGAACAACAUUGGUACAAGGGCUCGUUAUUUGUCAUUAUUUCUUAACAGAGAUGAUUACACGGCAGAAAGAUUGGACGCCUUGUUCCAAGUUAGGUCUCCACGCACAUUUCUACUACGUGGACCUUCCGACUAUAGGGUAGAGAUUCCAUGCGUUGUAACAAACCUUCACCGUUUAUUUGAUGCAUGGAGAUGCUUACGUGUGUUGUGUUUGCGCAAUCUAUACUUCGGUAAUAAAGGCUUGUCUGAUAUGAUCGAAUUCCACAAGAAAAUAGAAGACGGAAUGGAGUCGGCCAUUUGA